Messenger RNA from Gigantopelta aegis, 2172 nucleotides. Its product is annotated as vacuolar membrane protein Kpol_1003p17-like. NCBI's taxonomy places the organism in Eukaryota, Metazoa, Mollusca, Gastropoda, Neomphalida, Peltospiridae. The coding region runs from base 47 to 1177 and encodes 376 amino acids. The record is from RefSeq and is a predicted model, not a curated record. The transcript is spliced from 3 exons.
UUUGAGUCUUCAAUGUUAUUCGUCAGGAGACAAAACCACAGUCCCGAUGUCGACACAAUCGGCAAAAUCAUCGAGUUCGAUGUCGACGCAAUCAACAAAAGCAUCGAGUUCGAUGUCGACACAAUCAACAAAAUCAUCGAGUUCAAUAUCGACGCAAUCAACAAAAGCAUCGAGUUCGAUGUCGACACAAUCAACAAAAUCAUCGAGUUCAAUGUCGACGCAAUCAACAAAAGCAUCGAGUUCGAUGUCGACACAAUCGACAAAAGCAUCGAAUUUGAUACUGACACAAUCAUCAGAAUCAACGAUAAAGGUUUCGACAAUCCUCACGCCGAAAACGAACUCACCAUCAAGUCAAGAAGCUUUUCCAGUUGCAGCUGUAGCGGGAGGAGUCGGCGCUGUGGUGCUCAUUGUCGUGGUAGUCUUGGUCAUUGUCGUAUUUGUUAAAAGGAAGAGACGCAGCAAACACGAACCUAAUUCAGAUAACGAUGGAGGUUACUGCAACAUGGACGCGGAUCCGUACAAAUACCACAACACCAAGUCAUCUGGAAAACAUCCAGGAGUUUCAGCAGACCAAACCCAGACUGGCAACCAGACGAUUUGCUCUCCAUCAGACGACUAUGCGUCUAUUGAUGAUGGAGCUGGCGAUAUUACCUACAAACCGCAAGUCGCCCUAAAGCCAAAGCCACCGAGCACAAGUAACCAUGGUGAGUUACAACCACAACCUGACCACGAUCACGUGUCAAGCAUGUACGCCAAGGUUAACAAAAACAAGAAACCGGCCAAAUCUGUGAAUGAAGCCGACAUGCCAGUUAUGCACGUCAAUGAGCUGUAUGCUGUGGUUGACAAACCUAAAAAGGGGAAACAACCGUUGAAGGCUAAACCUUCUGGUGAACUGUACGCCGUGGUAAACAAAAAGAAGAAGUCAGGCGGGACGAGUUCUGAAUCUAAAGGUCAAGGUCCCGAGUCUGAGGUAACUGGUGAUGUCUAUACUGAAGUUCGGAAACCGAAGAAGUCUGGGAAUAAUCCGAACAUCCCUAAAGGUUCACCUGGACUCAUUUAUACUGAGGUGGAAUUUGAUGAAAACACAGACGAACCAAAGGGAGCCACAGGAGGGGAUGAAAAGACAGACUCGGUUGCAACAGAGGAGGAUCGUGUUCUGUAUUCUAAAGUGUGUUAAAUAGUUCUGUGUAGAUCGCUGGAUAGGGAAAUGGGUAGGAGCACAGUGGGUACUGUUAGCCUAUGUCAGUACUCUUAAACAGACAUUUUCUAAGCACUGUGUCUGACUCACCGAUUCCAUUAUUUCGUGUUCAUAAUGGGCCUUUUGUGCCAUUAUUUUUCACAUAUGUAGUAUCACAUCACCUUCUCCCCACCCUUUUGUUUGUCACAGGUUUGAUGCAGUUAUAUAACUGUUCUGUGAUCUUCCAACAAUCUCAUCGUCCAACCUCCAUCAUUCCAAGGUCAGUAUUAUUCUAGUCACAACAAGUUAAGAGACAAUAUCAAAUUUGACCUUAUUUAAAAAAUAAAUAAAUAAUAAAACAAAUUCAGGGGCGGUGAUAGGUAAGGAUAGUUAGGUUGCAGCGUGGAUAAGCAUUUUAGAUUGCAUUUACAGGAGCCUUUUACUCACAGCUUGUUUUUUGUGGGUUUUUUUUUGGGGGGGGGGGGUUUGUCGGCAGAAAGCGUGUGGAACCUGCGUAAAACAUCCAUGACUGUUUGACGUUUCGAAACAUUUUAUGCAGACUAUUCAGGUCAUAAUUCCAUAUUUAUGUUAACACGUUUCAUGUUUGAUUAGUUUGGAAGGGUAUAAAUUCCUUCGAAAUUUGGCUUCGGAUACCCAUGCCAUCAAGACAUAAACUGAGCAUUCUGGACUGUGGCUGAACAUAUCGAAUGAGACAAGUAGCGAGAUGCCUGGAAGUGAGCUAUUCAUCAUCCAUUAACUGAAAGAGGGUUUCCAUACCUCUGACACAGAUCAUCCCCACCUCAGAUGCAGUGUCCAUGUGGCCCUUAACUUCUUGUAACUAGUAUAAUAUUAAGGCUGGCUUUACAAGUUCUUUGUGUAGCCUUCUUAAGGAUCGGCGAGAUCCGUGUACAUGUUUCUGUUUGGAACUGAGGCGGGAUGUAGCCCAGUGGUAAAUCGCUCGCUUGAUCUGCGGUCGGUCUAGGAUCGAUCCUCGU